This is a messenger RNA of Stylonychia lemnae, 1791 nucleotides long. The record is from the annotation of a GenBank genome assembly. NCBI's taxonomy places the organism in Eukaryota, Ciliophora, Spirotrichea, Sporadotrichida, Oxytrichidae.
AUGAUAGUGAACAAUAGUCCUAAGAGUGAGAAUCGGAUUAAAGAUUCAUUGCUCAAACUGGAAAAUGCCACAUUUUUAGAAGAGCCCUCUACAGAUUAAGAUCUAAACAACAAUUCAACCACUAAAUAAAAAAGUACAGCAUUUAAGAAAUAUGUAUCUAUCUAAUAAACACUUUCAUAAUAAACCUCCAAUGCAUCUAACAACAUUAUGAUGAAUAACAGCGCUAUUAAUUAGGUUGUUCACCCUAAAAUCUAACUUCAAUAGCAAACGUAGUAUCAAGCGAUGUACACUAGCACAACUACCAACAUGAAUCCCUCUAAAAUGACUAAGUCUGAUUAUACAUCACUUGAGAACACAAGGAGAGCGCAUAGAAUAUAUUCUUUACAUAAUACACCAUACUUUUAAUAAAAGAUGUUAAAAAAGCGUCAAAAGCUUCAAUCUAGUCCAGAAAAUAAUAUCAGGAUAAUUGAUAGAAAAUAUAAUAGCCCCACUACCAUUAACAGAUCAAUUGAUAAGAGCUACAUCAGUGAGCGCAACUCAUUGAUGGAAAGUAUUAAUUAAAUUGAGAAGAAUAUUGGAAGUGGAGCAGCUUUAAGUACCAUUGUCAAUGAAUAGACAUAGUAAUAGCAAUUUUAGGGUUAACAUAUGUUUAUUAAUGUACUGGAAAGCAGCUUUCAAAGUAGACCUAAUGAUAAAGCAGAAUGUAACAACAGUAGUUUGGAAUCGACUAAGUAUUAAAUUGGUGCACUCAACUCUCAUAAUCACUCGAUAUUCACCUAAGAUAUGAAUGAAACCACGAAUCACUCUAUUUCGAUUCAGCAAACACCUUCAAACCAGUUGAACAGUUUGUUUAUGCCAGGGAGAAUGAAGAAAUAUCCAAAAGACCUUAAGAUAAAGGGAGUUUGGGUCAAUAAUCCAUCAUAUUUAAAGAAAGAGGCAAGCCAGAUGAAUGAACUCAAAUCAAUCUUGAUGCAGACUAAGCUAGCAGAAUGCUAGUCGAUAUUACAAUCGACUAAAAAUGUGGAUACUAGAAACAAAUCAAAUUAAAGGAAUGCUAGUCCCUAUGCUAGCAGGGGUAGUUCCAGUAAAAUCUAGCAGUUAAUCUUCUUACCGUCUUAAUUGCUACAGAAUGCACAGCAAUUAAAUGAGUCAUAAGAUCAUUUGUCGUAGCAUAAAAAGAGCGUUAAUGAAGGAAUAUUGUUGAAGAAGAUUUAGAUGCCAAACUAAAAUAUAUAUAAAAACAACUUCUAAGACUAAACUUCUCCAAGGCAAACUAAUCAGCUUAGGUUAUUACUUCCAUAACUAUCCCAAAGUACGAAUUAAAUGAAAUCUACUUAAAGAUACAAAGAACCUAAGGACUCAUUUGAUUCUUAAAAACAGCCUUAGCCGAUCUCUACUUAUUAAAAUAGUCGAAGCACUUAUAGAAAUUCUAUGAAGUCGUAAAAAUCUAGGGAAAGGGGUUCAAGAUCGAUAAAUAAUCCAGAGAGCAAUAGUACAUCUAUAACUUUGAAACAGAGAUUUAACUAUGACUAUGCGAAUAGCAUUAAUCUCUCAAUGAAUAACAAAAGUCAGUUACCUGGUAGUGCUCAUCAUUAAACAUAUCUUAAGAAGUUGAGCCUAGUAGACUAGCCUAAUUUUAAUCAGAAUAGUGUAGUCUCGAGAGAAUCAACAAAGAAUAAUGUUGCGGAAUUGAACUAGAGUCACUAUCUUUGGUCAGCAUAGAAUCCAGGUAACAGGGGUGUGAGUUUCAGAAGAUCUAUCAUAGAAUUAACAGACUUCAAAGUACUAUGA